Rhodamnia argentea is the source of this 1937-nucleotide messenger RNA. Its product is annotated as F-box protein SKIP22-like. Gene Ontology annotation, molecular function: protein binding. Bases 50 to 1573 code for a protein of 507 amino acids. The record is from RefSeq and is a predicted model, not a curated record. The transcript has a single exon. NCBI's taxonomy places the organism in Eukaryota, Viridiplantae, Streptophyta, Magnoliopsida, Myrtales, Myrtaceae.
GUCGACUCGUGUCCCUACCUUCGGCAGAUUAACAUCGGUGUUGAUCAUCAUGAAGCUCAGGCUCCGAUCUCUGGAAUCCAACGAUACCCUCAAGCUCGACGUCCCCAAUCCCUGCUCACUCCCCCAGCUCCGCCAGAUCCUCGCCGAUCGCCUCUCUCCUGCUCCUGGCUCCUCCUUCCGCCUCUCUCUUAACCGCACGGACGAGCUUCAGUCGCCGAAUCCCGCCGAUUCUCUCCAAUCUCUCGGCCUCGCAUCUGGCGACCUCGUCUAUUACACCCUCGACCCUGAUGGUUUCGCUUCCCGGGGAGAUAAUAGCUCCUCGGACCCCAAUUUCUCAGCAGGCGCAUCGAAUCAGGUUUCUCAAGGGCACGCGGACAUGGAUUCUGAAGAUUUGCCCAAUUUAGCAGGGCGGCCUCGGGAGGUCGCGGAUUCGGAGAUGGCCGAUUUGGUUCCUGAAGAUGUGCAGAAAGUCGAAGUUUCGGGAAACACUGAAGAUCGAGGUAAUUCUGUUCCUGAAAGUGAUGAUUUUGAUGGCGAUGGCUUUGUCGCUGUGGAUGGGUCGGUUGUGGUUCGCAGUAAGUUCUCUGAGCCUUACUUUCUGAGGAGGGUUUUGAGGGAGGAAUUGGGUGGUGACGGUGGUGACCAUAGACUUCUAGUCAUAGCGGUGCACGCGGUUAUGCAGGAAUCCGGUUUUGUCGCUGUUGAUCCGGUGACUGGAAUUCCUGCUGAUCGUUUCCAUCUGCCCGAUCAAUGGCCGUCGUCUGCAUUCACCAUGUCAUUGCGGUACAGUCUGCCUGUCCUUGUGUCUAGGCAGAGCGUCAAUAUGCCUGAGAGUGUUGUUUUGAAAUUUCAAAGCUUAGGUCACUUUAUAACUAUCUAUGGAUAUCUCGCUAAAGUCAAGUCAGGACUGCGUAGAAUCUGUUUGGAUGAGCGAAGGUUUGCACCUACUAUAGACGUGAUGUUGGCAAAAGGCCAUAAUAAUGUUGAAGUGAAUGAGGAUGGUGGUCCGAUUUCAUAUUCUGAAAAAGAUGUGUUUGAGUUUUGGAAGAUUGUGAAAGAUGGUUUGGCAUUGCCGCUGUUAAUAGACCUAACCGAAAGGGUUGGUUUGCCGCUCCCAUCUUGUUUCACAUGCCUUCCCACGGAACUGAAGCUCAAGAUUUUUGAAUUGCUUCCCGGAAUUGACCUUGCGAGGGUAGGAGGUGUGUGUUCGGAACUUCGAUAUUUGACAUCCAAUAAUGACUUAUGGAAGCAAAAGUAUGUGGAGGAGUUUGCAGAGCGGACAGAAAGGCGAGGGAUGAUCAAUUGGAAGCAAAGUUUCGCAUGGUCCUGGGAGGCGAAGAAGAAGACAAAGAGGGAGAGUAGUUGGUGGCAGACGCCUUCUCGUGUGGACAGGCCUUUCUACUUCAGGAUCAGGAGGGAUCCAAACCCGUUUGUUUUUCCAGCAAUGAUAGGUGGAGACUAUGACCGCCUACCUGGGUUUGGGGUUCCUUCUCCUUUUGGCCAGCCAUUUCGUCGAGUUCCAUUCCGGCGUAACUUUACCCCCAACUGCAAUCUGGGAGGAUUGAAUGGCUGAGGUGAGUUCGUUUUGUACGGAUCAGGAUGAUGUCGGCCGAUGGCUGCUGAGAUAUGAUGGCUCUCGAGGCAUCUGUAAUGGCCACAAUUGUGUACAGAUCUAGGUUUUUGGCAAGAUAAACGUGUGUUGUCAGUACAAUAAUGUAAAGGUUGAAUAUUUGACUGUUGCUUUUUUACUUUUUUGGUGUGCCGGAGUUCUCCCUAAUCCACCAUGCUGCUAUCUCGCCCUUUCCUUGUCCAGUCUUUUGAGAACUUACAAUGAAGUUGAUGAAACCUGACCUGCAUUUCUUACUAUCACUAGUUGUUGGUUGCUAUCGUUGGAGGUAAUGUAAUUAUCCAGGCUUUUUACUGAGUUGGUGUUAUUC